AUAAUAAUAAUAAUAAUAAUAAUAAUAAUAAUAAUGUCCUAAUGAAUAAAUAUUUUGAAAUAAUUUCAGCGCUAAUAUGGAAAUGUGUUACACAUAUUAGGGGGAAUGUUGGACCUAAGGCUGUGACAAUAUGUACAAAAAGUUGUAAUGGUUCCAAACGUGGAGAAAAUGAUAUCCCCACCAAUAAUAAUGGUUUGGUGUUGAGCAAAAUUGAACCUUAUUUGGCAUCUGGGCAAUCUGAUAUUUCAGAAUUGGCUAGGAUCAUUGCGGAGAAAAAGAUGGUUGAGAACCAUAUAUUGAAAAAGUUGGUGGAAAAAGUUGAAGGGAAGUAUGGUGCAAACUUGACAUUUGUGGAUUUGGAAGAAGCUGAUUUGUUUGGGGUGAAGCUGAAUGGGCACAAACCAAUUGUGGCAAAUUGUAGCUUCCGUGGAGUAGGUGAUCAAGGGGUAGUUUUGGUAUUUCCAUCCCCAUCAAAAGAGGAUAGUGAAGAUGGUGGUAAUAAUGGAAGGAUUGUAACCGUUUCCCUCCCUGUGAAAGAACUCUACCAGCUGAAAAAUAAGCUAGGAGCAGAAUGGGGUAUUGUUUGAGAUAAUUAAGACACUAGUUCAUGUUAGUUAUAUUUUGAUAUUCCAAAAGGGUAACUGGGUUUAUGUUUACGUGGAUUGUUUUUCAUAUAUUUUCCAGCUAGUAUUCCAUUAUCAUCCUUAACUCCUUAUUAUCUCUGCCAGCAAUAAAAAGCAUAUAUCAUGCAUGUAAUUGUUUCCAUAUGUUUUAAUACUUGUAUUACUUUGUUUA
This is a messenger RNA of Arachis ipaensis, 795 nucleotides long. NCBI's taxonomy places the organism in Eukaryota, Viridiplantae, Streptophyta, Magnoliopsida, Fabales, Fabaceae. The record is from RefSeq and is a predicted model, not a curated record.